Perca fluviatilis (European perch) is the source of this 1409-nucleotide messenger RNA. RefSeq names its product signal recognition particle 14 (gene srp14). NCBI's taxonomy places the organism in Eukaryota, Metazoa, Chordata, Actinopteri, Perciformes, Percidae. The record is from RefSeq and is a predicted model, not a curated record. Gene Ontology annotation, cellular component: signal recognition particle, endoplasmic reticulum targeting. Bases 114 to 446 code for a protein of 110 amino acids. The transcript is spliced from 5 exons. Gene Ontology annotation, molecular function: endoplasmic reticulum signal sequence receptor activity; 7S RNA binding. Gene Ontology annotation, biological process: SRP-dependent cotranslational protein targeting to membrane.
UUGCCUUGUUCCUGCAGUGAAGGCGCAGGGCGGGGCUCCGGCUUGUGUAGCUAGUACGUGUGCUUCACAGCAGUUAGGGCCAGUAAGCCAACGCUAAAGCCGAAGUCAGAAUCAUGGUGCUUCUUGAAAACGAUUCGUUUCUCACAGAGCUCACACGGCUGUUCCAGAAGUGCAGAACAUCUGGCAGUGUUGUGAUCACGCUAAAGAAAUAUGACGGGAGGACCAAGCCAGCGCCCCGGAAGGGCCACACAGAGUCAUUUGAACCAGCAGACAACAAAUGUCUCAUCAGAGCAUCUGAGGGCAAAAAGAAAAUUAGCACAGUGGUCAGCACCAAAGAAGUAAUCAAGUUUCAAAUGGCAUACUCUAACCUCCUUAGAGCUCACAUGGAUGGACUUAAGAAGAAAGAUAAGAAAAGCAAAAGCAAGAAAACCAAAGCCACCCAAUGAGCAACAGACUCUUUAACAUAACCAUGGGUACCUAAACUGGCCUGUAUGAUUUGAGGCAACGGGAAAGGCCUCCACUAGGUCUGUCACCCCAAUCGGCUUUCUUCCCAUUCACCUGAGGCCUCCGAAUCACUGUUCAUUCACCCGGUGACUACUUUGAUAUUAUGCCAUUGUUUGCAUGAUAAUGUCUCAUCUCUGGCUGUUUGGUGCCACUGGCCAUCUAGAACAGAAAACCUGAGGAUUUCUCGCAACUCGUGCAGGACAAAGCAAGUCAACUUAAUUCAAUCUCCGCUAUUUCUGCUUUGGAACCAGGUCGUCAACAGCUGUGUCACCUCUGGAACCACAUACAUGGAGCCCAAUGAUUAUUACCUGCCUUUCAUUCUAUUUAAUUGUUAGAGUCCAUAUUUAUGUUAUAUUUACAGCUGACCUGUGAGCUGUGCAUUUUUUAAAAAAAUUUUUUAUAAUCAAAUAAGCAUUGAAUUUACUGCUACGUUGCUUUGAAACACCGAACUAAACCAGAUGUUGGAGGAUUUCUUUAAACCAGUUUUACUGUUAGCUUGAUGAAAAUUUACUUUAUUCUGUUUUUAGUUUAACUCCUGCUGUACAAUAAUUUGUAUUUUAAACCAAUUUCUACCAAGCUGAUUAAACUGGCCAUCUAAAAUUUGUAAACACCAAUUACAUUUUGUAGUUUCAGUUACUGUGGUUAAUUGAAAGGUGAAUAUGAUUCUGAAUGAUGACAUGACAAAUGUUAAAAGUUGUAGAUUUUACUGAAAGGCAUGUUUGAGUUAUGAAUACAUAGACGUUAUUGGUUGUAAUUCUAAUAAUGUCACACAAAGCAGGUUUAACUACAGCCGGUAUAUUUUGACCGCCAUUUGUGCUGUCUCUUCGUGCUCCCGCGUCCUGAUCUCAUGAAAGAGGACUGCAGCAGAAUUAAAGUUCAGAAAUAAAGUAUGUUGUUGAAAGUCA